Portunus trituberculatus (swimming crab) is the source of this 4140-nucleotide messenger RNA. It is a transcript of the gene Bulli, whose product is annotated as regulator of MON1-CCZ1 complex-like. Gene Ontology annotation, molecular function: protein binding. Gene Ontology annotation, cellular component: late endosome membrane; Mon1-Ccz1 complex; lysosomal membrane. The record is from RefSeq and is a predicted model, not a curated record. NCBI's taxonomy places the organism in Eukaryota, Metazoa, Arthropoda, Malacostraca, Decapoda, Portunidae. Gene Ontology annotation, biological process: regulation of autophagy.
CGCGCGUGACGUCACAGGUAAACAAACCCAUGUAAACAAUCGCCUGACGGGGACGGGGCCGAGAUGGGAGCAAUGGGUGACGCGCGGGGCUACCUGGAGCUCUCUCCGGACCCGGUGAGGUUCGAGCCGGUCAGCAAAGUCACCAAUGUGUUCUUUGACGACACCAGCAAGGAGGUGUUGAGUGUGCGGGGAGGAGGCACGCUGGGGGUGGUGGUGCGGGGGCAGGGCAGGGACCACACCUUCAGGAUGGAAGACCGCGGCCCCAUCUCCUCCCUCAAGUUCUCUCCUGACCAUACUGUCCUGGCCGUACAGCGCUCCAAGAAUGCUGUGGAGCUGCUGAGUUACAACAACGGUGAGGUGGGUGCCGGCCUGAGCCAGGAGUGCCGUGCCAAGUCUGCCACGCUGCUUGGGUUCAUCUGGACCAACAAUGACGACCUCGCCCUGGUGACCGACCAUGGUGUGGAGUUUUACCAGGUGAGCCGGGAGCGUCUGGGCAUUCGUCACCUGCGCAGCUACAGUGUUCCCUGCACCUGGUUUGUGUGGAGCCCUGAGUGUCUGCUGCUGCUGCUGUGUUGUGGUACCUCCCCCUCCUCCACCACCCUGCAGCCCUUCUCCUUCAAGCCAGGCCAGUCCACUAAAUUGGCCAAGUUUGAAGUGGAGGUGAGUGGUCCCGGGGGUCCCAAUGCGCCGGGCGUCACCCUGGGGGAGCGCGAUGUGUGUGUGGGGUGGGUGUACGGCCUGCCCUCUGUGUGUGUGCUGCGUCACCCCACCUCCCCCUCCGUCACUGCCGCCCUUGAUGUCUACACUCAGAACAAAGAUAGUCAGUUUAAGAAGGCCUAUACAUGUCGCCUGGAGUUGACUGGGAGGUUCGCGGUCAACAUCAUCGACAGCCUCAUUAUCGUGCACCACCAGGCAUCAAAGACCUCCCUGCUGUUUGACGUGCUGGUGGGUGGGGUGACGGGGAGGGGCAUGACAUGGGUGUUCCCCCUCCCCCCACCGCGGUCAGUGCAGCCUUUCUCUCUGGUGGAGGCCGGCGCGCUCCCCUGCCAGGCCGCCUCCCCCCCGUCCCUCCCCUGUGAACUGUACGCCCCCACCUGGGUUGUCUUUCAGCCGGAUAUAGUGAUUGACGCUCGGCUGGGCUGUAUGUGGCACCUGCAGCUCCGCCUUGACUGUCUGGCGGAGGCUGUGCAGGACAAGACUCAGCUGGUGGACUGCCUGCUGCGGAGGAAACAAGCCAAGUCUCUGGUGCUGCUGGUGGUGAGGAAGGUGGUGGAGUCAGGACAGCUAGGAUGCCUGGGACAGAUAUUUGACAAGAUCAACACUGCGUACAGGCAACACCUCAACACCAUUCUUCAAUCACAGAUGGGAGAGAGUGUGAGCUUUUCCGCUGCAGCGAGUGGAGGAGUGGAGCGGCGCGUGGUGGUGGUGGAGCAGGCUGACAUGUAUAGUGCUGUCCUGGCCCCACUGAUGGAGGAGGUGGAGAAAUUGGAGAAGGAAGGCAAGACUGGGAAGGGAGACAAAAAACUGUCAGUCCGAGCAGUGGUGGGCGUGGUGGUGGAGUACACGCGGUCACUGGGGGCGGUGGGGGUGACAGUGCAGCAUUUCCUCUAUGAGCUGGUGAUCAAUGCCUUGGUGCGCACCAGACACUUCUACCAACUACACCAGCUACUGCAGUAUCACGUUCUGGCCGACUCUAAGCCCCUGGCAUGCCUGCUGCUGUCCCUGGUGGGGGUGUACUCAGCAGGGCAGCAAUUGAGCCUGGACAUGCUGUGCAGACUCAACACAGCACACGACGAGAUUAUUGAGGUGUUGUUGUCGCAGCGGCAGGUGACGCCCGCCCUAAGGUAUGCACGCAGCGUGGGCCUGGCAGAGUCUGUGUCGGCCCGCAAGUUCCUGGAAGCGGCGAUGGGCAGCGGCAGUGAUCAGGUGUUCUACUCCACCUUCAUCUUCUUCAGCCUCAGGAACACUCGGCUCAGAGGCAACCCGGCUUUUGCUAAGGGUGAACAUUGUGAGGUCUUUGUGGAGCAUUACAAGAAGCUAUUUGGAGAACUACCUGACCACAGCAAUCAACAGUUGUAGUUUUGGAUUGAUAAUUGUAAUAAUAGUUAGUAGUAGUAGUAGUAGUAGUAGUAGUAGUAGUAGUAGUGGCAAUAGUAGCAGAUUACAUAUAUAGCUAAUUACUGAGAACAACAAUAAUAAUUUAACUCUGUAAUUCCAAGAGCUUGUCGAUUAAUGAGAUACAAAUACACAAGAGAAUGUUCCGUGGUAGUACAAUGACAAUGGCUGAAGUGUUAGCAGCAGCAGCAGCAGCAGUAGUAGUAGUAGUAGUAGUAGUAGUAGUAGUAGUAGUAGUAGUAGUAGCAGUAGUAGUAGUAGUAGUAGUAAUAGUAGUAGCAGCAGCAGCAGUAGCAAUAGCAGCAGCAGCAACAACAAAUCAUAUACAUGAAAAAAGGACACAACAAGAUCACAAUAAAUCAAGACGUAUUCUCGGACUACGAUCUCCAAAUAUAAGGAAAAGCACCAAAAGAUCACAACAUUCACCACAAAAAAGAUUCGGUUCAUUGCAGAGGAUGUUAUGGAAAUAAGUGGCUGUGCGUGUCCAUUUGAGGCCGUUUGUCAGUGCGAGUCUUGAGUGUGAGAGGAAGUGUUGUGCAUGAUGUGAGUGUUUACACCUUCCUUGGUUCAGUUACGCUGUGAAAACUUUAACCUCAGGAACUCGAGUGGCAAUGAUGGUGAUGGUGGGGGUGUUGUGUGGUGUUGGAGCAGACACUUGUUACUGUUGUUGAUGUUUGUGCUUAUUUACAGGACUAUGAGUGGUGAUUGAAAGGAAGGGGUGUGUCUAAAGACUCUAAACAUAUUGCAGUGCUGUGUGUGUGUGUGUGUGUGUGUGUGUGUGUGUGUGUGUGUGUGUGUGUGUGUGUGUGUGUGUGUGUGUGUGUGUGUGUGUGUGUGUGUGUGUGUGUGUGUGUGUGUGUGUGUGUGUGUGUGUGUUUGCAGGUAUUUUAUAGUGCAGGAGCACCCAGCCCUUAUCCACCUCUAGGACUGUAUGUCAUGUAUGUUUGUAUGUAUGUAGGUCAAGCCUUAUGAAUUUUAACCAAUAUCUCAGAACAGGGGAGUAAUUUCAUCAGUGUUUCCAUGUGACUCACUAUUCACUGCAAAACUUUUCUCUCCUUUUAACUAUUUCACUUUUAUGGAUGGUAUUGAAUUUUCACAGCUCUGUAGAAAAAAUAUUUGCAUUGGCACAGAGGGAAGAAUAGAGAGAAAAAGAGGUUAGUUUUAUAUUUUUCCAGGCUACAGAUCAAUUCAAGAGACUGUACUACAAAAAUUAAUGUUUAAACUGCUGCAAGUGAUUAUGGGAAUACUCUAGCAAUGGAAAGAUUAACACUCUCUGGCAAGGAACACUAACACAACCACCUGAGACAAUACAACCUCAUGAUUCUCAAUUCUAUUUCCAUCACUUCUCUUGCAACAUGCUCCUCCAUACUACCCAUCAAUGACCAGAACAUCUGAGCCUUGAUUCCUGAACUAAAACACUUCAAAAUUUAGCAUCUGUAAACUUUUAUAUAACAAAGAUAAAAAUGUGUAAGGUUUGAUCUACAAGUGAGAGUGUGGUGUGAUUGCUGGACUCCUCACCUUGCCAGCCUCCAUGAAAGACCCCUCAUGACCCUGUUAGUGUGUCAGAGUGACCUGUGGGUGACCUGAUGUUGCGUCCACUCAUUCCCGUUCCCCACAGACCACUUGCUGCUGUGUCCUGCCCUGUCCCCUGUGUGUGCAUGAGGAGCAAAGCAGACAGGCAGGAAAUGUACAGAGUAAUAUUCUGGUUCUAUUUGGGAAGUGAGUGUUUCUACCCUUAUUCGUUCAGUUUUAUUGUAUAGUUGCCUCAGGAAGUGAUUGUACGGAGUGCUUUAGAUGAAAAAAAAUUUAUAUAAGACAGUUAUUUCCACAUAUCACAUCACAGUUCUCCCAAUUCUCCUUCAUCUUUGCAGAACUCUUCAUGAAAACCAAACAGCUCAUUGCUUCAUAUACCUAUUCAGUAUUCAGACUCCUUUAUAAGCUACUGCUCGACAUAUCACAGAGAGAGAGAGAGAGAGAGAGAGAGAGAGAGAGAGAGAGAGAGAGAGAGAGAGAGAGAGAGAGAGA